AAAGAAGUGAGAAAAAACAAUACUGUUUCAGAAACCAAUGGCCACCGCCGUGCUCCGCUGCCCGCUGCUCGCCUCGCCUCUCCCGGCCGGCGGCGCCGCCACCGCCUCGUGCUCCGGCUCCUCCCGCCCAUCGCGAUUCCUUCUCCGGCGGCGGUGGUGCCCGAGUCCCCUGCUCGCCGUCUCCUCCGACUCCUCCAAGCCCCUCGCCUCCUCCUCGACCGGCGGCGGCGGCGCCGACCCCGACGAGGAGCCCGUCCUUCCCCUCCUCCAGGAACUCGCGGAUUGCUUGGUGCUCCCGCCCAAAUUCCUGUCCCUGCUGCCCCGCGACCUUCGCCUCGAUCUCAAUGACGCGGCAUUCGAUCUCUCCAACGGGCCUGUUCUCAAUGAGUGUGGCCAAGAGGUCGGUGACCUGCUGCUGGACCUGGGAAAAGCAUGGGAGAUGGCUAACACAGAAGCAUCAAACAACCUUGCCAAGCAGCUGCCGUCAAUGGCGCCCUACUUGACCGCCAGCGCGAAAUCAGCAUUUGGCAAGCGGCUGGCAUCAGCUGGAAAGAAGUUUCAGACUAUGGGCCAGUAUGGCAAUGGAGAGUUCAAGAAGAUUUCUGAAACAAUGAUCAAGAUCGGUAAGGUUCUAUCAAAACGCCCGGUGAUUCAAGCUGAAGUAGAGGCCACUAAAGAAAAACGAAAGCUGAAGUUUGCAGGAGCUGAAUUUGAAUUGACAGCACAAAAUGCAUAUAUCGGUGCUGCAGUUGGACUGGUUUUCGGGUUUUUCUCCUGGCAGCUGGCCCAAGGCGUGCAAAGCAGUCCAGAUGACAGCCAGUUCUUCUUUUUCUUUCUGAUGCAGCCGCUCAAGGUCCCGCUGCUGCUUCUCGGCUACACUUCGACGGCCCUGUCCGCGGCCGCGGCGGUGGGGCUCGUGGUGCUGGCCCUGCAGAUGAACCCCGAGGACAAGUCGGACUAACUGAACUGUCUUUUAGUUUCUUUUUUAUUUUCUUGAGUUGGAACUGCCUUUUUCAGUUCCUGAAACCGCUGAGCUUGUGCGGCGUCUUAACCCCCCGUGGAAGACUGUAAAAACCUGCAAUGCUACCUUGAGUUAACUAUAAAAUCCGUUUGCCCUCAGAAUGUAAAAGAAAGGCAAAUAAUUCGCUGCGUCGUCGCUGUAUGGAUCAUUUUGUACAAAUGAUAAAAGCGUCCUUUGUUCGUGUGGAA
Aegilops tauschii subsp. strangulata is the source of this 1209-nucleotide messenger RNA. The record is from RefSeq and is a predicted model, not a curated record. Lineage: Eukaryota; Viridiplantae; Streptophyta; Magnoliopsida; Poales; Poaceae.